GGUUUGCCAGGAAGUCCAGGUGUCAAGGGGGGACCCGGAGGCAAGGGUGAGCCUGGUCCUCGUGGCUUCCAGGGCUCGACGGGGGCUCCCGGACCGCAGGGUGAGCCAGGACCUCCCGGUGAGGCAGGGAUGGAGGGCGUUCCUGGGCCAAAGGGUGACAGAGGGCAGCGUGGACCAGAGGGUCCUCCCGGUCUCCCAGGGAUAGCUGGAUCGAAAGGUGAGCGCGGCCCCACUGGAAUCCCAGGCCCUCAGGGAAUAUCAGGAGUAAAAGGUGAUAAGGGAUUCCAAGGAAAAGUUGGCAGCAAGGGUGACUUUGGUGACCCCGGUGUAGAAGGUCUGGCUGGAGAGAAAGGUGAAAAGGGCUUGUCUGGUGAACCAGGACCUAAAGGCCAGCAAGGUGUUCGUGGAGACCCAGGGUACAAUGGCCCAACAGGGGAUCCUGGCAAGCCAGGGGAACAGGGCCCGUCGGGUCUGCCAGGCCCUAGAGGACUGCACGGGGAGAGGGGUGUGCCAGGGAUGCCAGGACGACCGGGCAUGGCUGGCAGGGACACCAGUGACCAGCACAUCAUCGAAGUGGUGCUAAAGAUGCUGCAAGAGCGGCUGGCAGCAGUGGCAGUGAGCGCCAAGCGGGCUGUCUUGGGGGGUGCAGGUGUUAUGGGGCCCCCAGGCCCCCCAGGCCCCCCAGGGUCACCUGGCGCACAGGGACCUCACGGGCACGUAGGACCCAGAGGGAUACCCGGGAUAACGGGCUCUUCAGGCCAGAUCGGCAACACCGGGCACAAAGGCAAGAAAGGACCAAAGGGUGACAUAGGUGACCCCGGUCGUGCACACCAGGGUAAGCCCGGACCCCCAGGAAUCCCAGGGCCACCUGGCAUUGACGGGUAUGGUCGAGAUGGGAAGCACGGAGAGACCGGGCCGCAGGGCACGGCAGGGGAAGGAGGACGUCCGGGAGCCGUUGGGCCUGCAGGCCUCCCUGGAUUCUGUGAAGCCGCGGCCUGUCUGGCAGCCUCAGCGUACACACCAGCGCGCAUGACUGAGGCCGGAGCCAUCAAGGGACCCUCCAAAUAAACCAGAUAAACCAGGGGGUCACCACCAGCGGCAGAGCACGCGUGAGAGAGGGAGGAAACAGGCUGGCAAAGCACGCAAAAAAACACCAUCGCAAAAGACGGGACAAGAACUGGAGACGAACAUGAAUGCAAAUAAAAACAAUUAAAGAGACUGAAAAACAAUUGAGAGAGAGAGACUGUAAGAACUAUCGGUGCUUUCUUCUAUACAGUGGUCAAUGAUGCUCGGCUUUUUUUUUCCUUCUAAAACAAAAUGGAUUUUUAAAAUGACCAAAGAAAAACGCUCCAGAUCCUUUCUCAAGCUGCCCCUCCUUCACCCGCUAGUUAAAACCAUGUGUAUAAUGAAUAAAUAAAAGAGCAAGCAGAUAUCAUGUUGGUGUUCUGUAAGAUGUGUUAAUAAUUACCUCAUGUGAAAUGCUGCCUUUCUUACUGUUCUUUGGCUCCCCUGCGCUGCCUGUAUAUUACCAGUCUUGUCCUUGUUUUUUUUUUUUUUCCUUAAUUAAUAUUCCUGCUAAGUCAGGCCACUUGAAACUAAAAUGUCGCCAAUCGCCAUCCAAGGAUUCUGUGCUGUAAAUCUUUGUAAAUGUAUGAUUAUUUUAAUAUUAUUAAAAAAAAAAAAAAAGUUUUCAAUAAAAAGGAGACAAGGACGUAAUGUUAAUGAACUUAAUCAGCAUUGUGUUUUAUUAAUAACAGAUUAACCAACAACAACAGUAUGAUGUGACUGCUGUCCACUACAUAAUUGAAAGCCACUAAUAUUAAUAAAGAAAAUUAGUUUUGUUUUUGCAAGGAUCAUCAAUACUGAUUAGCUUCAUUAACAGAAGUUAUUUAUUGUGUGAAAGUUUUUUCUUUUUUUGUUCAAAAUCAAUAAAGAGGACCCUUUUGUAAACA
This is a messenger RNA of Polyodon spathula (Mississippi paddlefish), 1952 nucleotides long. RefSeq names its product collagen alpha-2(IX) chain-like. The record is from RefSeq and is a predicted model, not a curated record. The transcript has 13 exons. The annotation marks the transcript as partial. Lineage: Eukaryota; Metazoa; Chordata; Actinopteri; Acipenseriformes; Polyodontidae.